AUGUCCCUAGUUUCCCGAGUCCCCUUCCAGCUGUCAGGCCGUUACGCCGACCGCAAUUGCUGGGAGGCCCUGCAGGGCCCCGGCGAUUCCCGUGUUACCGCCGCCGAGAUUAUCCAGGAUGAAGGCCUCAUCGACGCCUGGGCCGACAAAGUGGUGUUGGUCACGGGUGUCUCGUCGGGCAUCGGGGUCGAGACGGUGCAUGCGAUCGCCGCGUCCGGCGCGACGGUGUUUGGCACCGCGCGCAAUCUGCAGAAGGCGCAGGAGGCACUUGGCGCCGAGCUGCUGAGCACCGGCCGGGUGCAUCUGCUGUACAUGGACCAAACCGAGCUGGCCAGUGUACGGGCCUGCGCGGACGAAUUCCGCCGCCAGAGCCCACAGCGCCGGCUGAAUGUGAUCAUCAACAACGCCGCGGUCAUGAAUCCCCCAGAGAGCAGGACAGCGGAUGGCUUCGAGCUGCAGUUCGGCACUAACCAUCUGUCCCACUUCCUGCUGUUCUGGCUCCUGAAAGACCUUCUCCUUGCCAGCUCCACGCCGGCUUUCCACUCCCGCGUGGUCAGUGUCAGCUCCGCCGCCCACCGGUACGGGCCCGUGCAGCUGGAGAACAUCAACUUCGACGGCAACUACAAUGGCUGGUUGGCCUACGGAUCCAGCAAGACAGCCAACAUCUACAUGACGAAUCAGAUCGAGCGGCUCUACGGAUCCCAGGGUCUCCACGGGUACAGCGUGCAUCCGGGUGCCUUCGUCAGUCCCAAUCUGCAGAAGUACUCGGCCACAGAGAUGGAGGCUGUUUUAUCAGACGAGAAGUGCCUGAAAUACAUGACCAGCUUGCAGCAGGCCUGUGCCACGAGCGUGUACGGCGCCGUGUCGAGUGAGUUGGAGGGCCAGGGAGCAUUAUAUCUAGAAGGCGCGUCGGUGACGGUCCACCCCUGCCCCUCGGAUGGGGAUGCGAUCGAAUAUGGCUAUGCCGCUUAUGCGUUCGAUCAGGAGAAAGAGGAAAAGCUGUGGGAGCUGAGUAAGGAGUGGGCCAAGGUAGAAUAG
Messenger RNA from Aspergillus affinis, 1038 nucleotides. RefSeq names its product short-chain dehydrogenase. NCBI's taxonomy places the organism in Eukaryota, Fungi, Ascomycota, Eurotiomycetes, Eurotiales, Aspergillaceae. The transcript has a single exon. The record is from RefSeq and is a predicted model, not a curated record. Bases 1 to 1038 code for a protein of 345 amino acids.